This is a messenger RNA of Penicillium riverlandense, 876 nucleotides long. RefSeq names its product MDR family NADP-dependent oxidoreductase. Bases 1 to 876 code for a protein of 291 amino acids. Gene Ontology annotation, molecular function: oxidoreductase activity, acting on the CH-CH group of donors, NAD or NADP as acceptor. NCBI's taxonomy places the organism in Eukaryota, Fungi, Ascomycota, Eurotiomycetes, Eurotiales, Aspergillaceae. The record is from RefSeq and is a predicted model, not a curated record. The transcript has a single exon.
AUGCGUCCUCGCAUGCGACCUGCCGUGGUCAAAUCUUACACGCCUGCCUUUACGCUCAACAAACCAAUUGACAGUGCCGCCAUUGCCAGAGUUAUCCAAUCCAAUAACCCGCAUUUUCAGGAAGGCGACAUGGUGAUUGGCCAUCUUUCUGUCCAGAAAUACAACAUAUUAGGUGGAUAUGAAGUCACUGAGCUUCGUCAUCUUGAAAACCCCCUCGGAAUUGAAGACAUCCGCGUGUUUCUUGGGGCCCUUGGCAUGCCAGGCCUUACAGCUUAUUCGUCUCUGUUUGAAAUUGGGAAGCCGAAGAAAGGGGAGACAAUUUUUGUAUCUGCUGCGAGCGGAGCAGUUGGACAACUAGUUGGACAACUUGCUAAGCACGAAGGACUCAAAGUGAUCGGCAGUGUCGGGAGUGACCAAAAACUUGAUUACAUCACCCGGGAGCUCAACUUUGACAGCGGCUUCAACUACAAGAAAGAGACACCCGCAGACGCCCUAGCUCGUCUAGCUCCAGGUGGGAUCGAUAUUUACUACGAAAACGUGGGGGGCGAACAUCUCGAAGCAGCUUUGGACACAUUGAAGGAGUUUGGUCGUAGUGUGGUCUGUGGUCUGAUUUCACAGUACAACUCGGCGCCAUAUCCAAUCAAGAAUAUCGACAACAUGCUAUUCAAACGUUUAACAAUGCGUGGAUUCAUUGUCGGAGAUCCAGGCAUGGGGGACAAAUACACGAAGGAGCAUCAAGAAAAUGUGCAGAACUGGAUCAAGGAUGGUUCGUUCAAAGCACUCAUUCAUGAGACACAGGGUAUUGAAAAUGCAGCAGAGGGCCUGGUUGGUAUUUUUAACGGAGUCAACAUGGGAAAAGCGGUUUUGAAGUUCUGA